This is a messenger RNA of Benincasa hispida (wax gourd), 1209 nucleotides long. RefSeq lists its product as uncharacterized. Lineage: Eukaryota; Viridiplantae; Streptophyta; Magnoliopsida; Cucurbitales; Cucurbitaceae. The record is from RefSeq and is a predicted model, not a curated record.
UCUUUGUUUUAAUUGAAUCCAUCUUUUCUACUUUCUUCCUUAUCUAUAAAACUGUUUAAACCCUCAAUUUUCUCCUCAAAAAACCCUCUCAAGAUCUUCCAACUAGCAAUGGCAGCCGAAGAAAUCCUCCCCCUUUUCGAUCUCUUCUGGUUUCAACGGGCAAUUUUCACCGGAAAACCGCUUUUACAGACCCACUCCUCGGCGCCGGAAAUCCGCUUCCAGAGUCCUGUAACGCAAGUGAUGAAGACGAGAUCUCAAAGCGAGUAUCUUCUGAGCUCGAAACAUUUCCCACCUCCCGAAACCGCUGUUUACUCCACCGGCUCGAUGAUUUCCACCGAUCAAAAGCUUCAAACCAUUCUCUCCGGUAAGGUAGCGGAAUUUGCCGGAAACGGAGAAGGAAAACCGGCGGAAAUUCCGGCGAAGAAGAAAUUGGAAGGAAAUGAAAAUAAAAGAAGAAAGAAAAGGGGGAAAGGGUUGAGUAAAAGCUUAUCAGACCUUGAAUUUGAAGAAUUGAAAGGAUUUAUGGAUUUGGGAUUUGUGUUCAUUGAAGAAGAUAAAAAUGAUUCAAAUUUGGCUUCAAUAAUUCCUGGGUUACAGAGAUUAGGGCAAAAAACAGGGGAAAAUGAAGAGGAAAAAAGGAUUGAAAAUGGGGUUUCAAGGCCAUAUUUGUCUGAAGCUUGGGAAGCUGUUGAAGAAGAAAAUGAGAAAAGGAUUUUGAUGAAAUGGAGAGUUCCAGGUUUGGGAGCAACUGAAAUGGAUAUGAAAGAUCAUCUCAAGUUCUGGGCUCAUACAGUGGCUUCAACUGUGAGAUAACACCAAGUUUUUACAUUUUAUGGUAACUUUUUUUUUCUUUUCUUAUUUACCAUUUUGGAGUGUAAUUUUUGUGGGUUUUGUUUUGUUUGUUGUGUUUGGAAAUUUAUAGCUUUGUUAAUUGUUAUGUAGAUACAUAGAUAGGUGAAGAAAUUUCUCCCUCUCCCAAUACUUGUGUCCAUUGGUAGAACACUAAUGGGUGGAUAAGGUUGGGAGUGCGUAAAUUUACAUUACUAGCCCCUUAACGUUGAAAUUGUAAAAAAAAAAAAAAAAAAAAAGCCUAAGCGAACACUAACUAGUAUACAAAUGUGUUAGUGAUCGUGAAUACGAAGUCUUUGGUUUAAAUCUUCACGUUCCUAAUUAUACGGGAAAAAAUAAAAGAUGGGAAUUUAUGUGGUA